Messenger RNA from Suillus discolor, 2965 nucleotides. RefSeq lists its product as uncharacterized. Bases 156 to 2774 code for a protein of 872 amino acids. Lineage: Eukaryota; Fungi; Basidiomycota; Agaricomycetes; Boletales; Suillaceae. The record is from RefSeq and is a predicted model, not a curated record. The transcript is spliced from 9 exons.
CUUCGAAUGAUACUCCUAGGAUCAGUGGCACAGAAGCGCGGACUAUUAAUAUUGAUAUAGGCAGUGGUCUCAGACGCGCCGCUUGAAUCGUCUUUCAAUCCCUUCGAACAGCACAACUUCAGCGUUUUGAUCACUUUGCAUCGACACGCUCCGCCAUGUCAGGUUCAACAUCAACACCACAGGAUCUUCCCAUAACACUCCUGCCGCUCACAUCGCAACAACGUGAUGAGCUCGAUCGAGACUUACUUGAGGCCAAUGGUUCCUUCCUGAAGAUGAUCAAUGAAGAUAAAGAGGCCGCCACAUCGGAUUUCUUGGACUCCAUGCUUGCCUCGAUCAUGGAACGAACUCUUUGGGCGGCCAGUAGAUUGCUCAAACGUGAACACCUGAAGGACAAUCUUGAUCUGGACAUGGCACGGGAGGCAACACUACACAGACACCCUCAACUGCGGGAAAUCAUCCGCCACGCCUGUCGGACGCGCUCGUUCUCUCACAUCGCUGACCUCACAAUAUUUCAAAUACCCCAAGCUACCGAUCCCGUGCAGUCGUCUCAAGUUGAGGACCGGUCAAACUUUCUUUACGAUUCAUUCGUCAGACCUUACGUUGGCAAGGCUGUGGACGGUUUCUACGAGUACCUGAAAAAUAACAACAUGGAGUUCAGGGGCCUGCAUGGGCCAUACUAUGCUAAGUUCUGUUCGAUCGUCCAAAGUUCUGGUACGGGAAAAUCAAGACUAAUGAUCGAGCUUCGGAACAAAGGUGUUAUUGUGUUGUACAUGAACCUUCGUGAUCGAAGUGAUCCGGGCUUCCCUAUGCGAGACCUAGUGCCCGCGCGUAUAUUGACGGAAGAUACGGACUGCACUGCAGCCGAGUAUACCGCCCGUUGUUGCGCGUUCUUUACGGCCAUAUUUCAGACGCUUCAGGAGGAUCUGAGCGGCAAAUUACCUCGGCUACGCUCCGGCAAUCCUGAUCCUGUAAUCAAAUCAUGGAAUGACCAAAUGUGCAAUAUGCGGUCGAACGCUCGUGACGAGUUCUUUCAGAAAGUCCAUUCUCGAUAUGAGGAGGAGACCGCCGCAAAGUUAGGGAGUAUGUCUCUCACAGGUAAUAAGAUCGUGGCGCCCAAAUUGGAAGGCGAAUCAUUCGUCACGACAUCUUAUAACAACAUGCUGAUGGUUCUACAACGUAUAUUGACUGAGAACAGGGAUCAGGUCUCGAAUCAUGAUCCCAAACUCGUGAUAGCAUUUGACGAGGCCCACCCUCUGAGCAACAUGAGUAAAAAGGGUUUUCGUCCAUCACAUAUCAUUGGCAGGACGAUCAACUGCUACUCCAAGAACAGCGAUGCAUCGGUCUGGGUCGUCUUUGCAUCCACGACCUCGCAAGUGGCAGAUUUUUCAGCGCCUCAGUCGAUCCAUGAUUCUCUGCGCGUAGCGGUAGCCGGCCAACUCCUCUAUCCGCCCUAUACACAUCUUGGUUGGGACCAGAAUGCGGAUCCUCUGUCUGGUACAUUGGCGAAUAAUGUUGCUAGCUUUGAUCACAUCGUUGGAUUCGGUCGUCCACUAUGGAAGUCACUUGUAGGGAAACGUACUAUCUCUGAAGUUUUGGAACUGGCUGCCCAGAAACUCUGCAAAUCGAUGACAUUUCACGCGAACGAUGCGAACCAGGCUCUUGCUAUCCUAUCCCAAAGAUUCGGUCUCGACAUUUGCUUGGGUCACCCCGAUGCUGUGUCUUAUCUCGAAAAGGCAGUAGCUAGUUACCUGCGCAUAUGCUUUUCGACGACCGAAGAUAGGAUGUGGUCCUUCACCGGUUAUCCAUCGGAGCCCAUUCUGUCUUGCGUUGCAGCAAUGAUAGUCCAUAGGACGCCUAGCGAUGUGGAUUUUGUUUUGGGGAUCUUGAAAAAAAAGAUUGAUGGUGGGAUGGUCGAGAUAGGACAGAGCGGGGAGUUGGCCAGCAGGCUUUUGCUGCUUCUCGCUAAGGAUCUUUUUAUCCGCAAGGACCCCCCCAAAGGCGUGAUCCGGGAUUUAUACUAUAACGAAAGUGGGGAUGCGGAACUGAUCGACUGCCGGAAGGUCUCCGUCGUCGAUUUCCUGGAGUACCUAUUUGGCGAGACAUUCUGGUCGAGGACAAUUGAGGAGGCCAAGGCCGCUUUUCAGCAUGCUUACAUCAAUUUCUCGCACUGGGUGUCUAUGACAGAGUUCAUCUCACCUCCAGUUCCCGAUCAAACUGACGCUGAUUCGUUGAGUGCUAGAUGCAGCGCAAAAGAGUGGACUUUGCGCCACUGGCAUCGCACAAGCGCGGUCCAAUGCUGUCAUUUGCAGCCGCUCGUCGACAAGAUGAUUCCCAUCUAUUUCGACGAUCCUGCCCUCGGCUCCGAUGAUCUCAAUCGCGUGUCACAGAUAUUUAUUUCCGACAAAGCGGGGAAGAAUCGCCAUGAGCAUGACUUAUGGUCGGUCACUCGCACGCAUGAUUCGAUCCAGUGUUUAUCGAAUCUACCCUACAUCGCUCUUCUCCUCGACCUCGAUGUGGAACCAAAGCUUAACGUUACAUUCUCGGAGAAUGAGCCAAAUCACGCUGAAACGGACCGAUGUCUGCGGAUCUACGCUUCUGGAAUAAGCGGAACCACAUUUCCAUUCUUAGGCCAACAUCCCGUUGUUGCGAGCCAGCUGCGUGGGCUUGUCUCUCGGCAGAAGGAAGCACCAUCCCAAACCACUCUCGAAGCCCUCGUCAAAUUCGGAAGUACUGCCAGGCUACGUAACUUGCAGUGGGAAUUACAAGAUGCAUGAUAAUUCAAUACAACUCGGAUCAUGACUGUACGAUUGUAGUAAAAUGAAAAGCGAUGUAGAGCAUGUUCCUAUGUAUGAUAGAUCAUGAUCGUAGCGCUGCUGCUCUGUUCGAUCUGUUUCCACCCUUUGUAACCUUGUAGUUUUACUAUGUUUCAAGGAACUUUGUCGGCCAUUGUUUUGAUUUCACAUUU